AAGCCCGCGGAGUUUCCGUGUCCUGUGACUGCAGUCAGGUGGUGGCUGGAGUCUCCUGCUUCCCUCCCACUCUCCGUCCCGCUCCGUCUUCCCCCGCCCGGCGAGGGCCGGCCCUGCGGGGAGCCGGCUGGGGAAAGUUGGAGGAAAGUUGGUGGCUGGGAAAGUUUAGAAGCGGGAGAGCCGCGGCCCCGACAGCCCGGCCUCCUCGGGAGGGAGGGAGGGCCGAGGAUGGCCGGCGGGGAAGGAUCGGGAUGCGGCGUGCCGGAGUGCCGGGAGCACCUCUUCAAGGUGCUGGUGAUCGGAGAGUUGGGCGUCGGCAAAACCAGCAUUAUCAAGCGCUACGUGCACCAGCUCUUCUCCCAGCACUACCGGGCCACCAUCGGCGUGGAUUUCGCGCUCAAAGUCAUCAACUGGGACAGCAAGACCUUGGUGCGGCUGCAGCUGUGGGAUAUUGCAGGCCAGGAGCGCUUUGGAAAUAUGACCAGAGUAUACUAUAAGGAGGCAGUUGGUGCUUUUGUGGUCUUCGAYGUCACAAGAGGCUCUACUUUUGAGGCUGUUUCAAAAUGGAAGCAUGAUUUGGACAGUAAAGUACUACUUCCCAAUGGCAGCCCCAUCCCUGCUGUUCUUCUUGCAAACAAAUGUGACCAGAAGAAAGAUGGCAGCCAGAAUCCAUCUCAAAUGGACCAGUUCUGCAGAGAAGGUGGCUUUGUUGGAUGGUUUGAAACAUCUGCCAAGGACAACAUCAACAUAGAYGAAGCUGCUCGAUUCUUGGUGGAAAACAUCCUUGCCAAUUACAAGACCUUUCCUAAUGAAGAGAAUGAUGUGGGGAAACCAAAACUGGACCUAGACCCAUUGAAAGCAGAGAGUAAAUCACAGUGCUGCUAAUGCUACCACCAUUCAGUAAAAUGUGAUGGGAUGAGCAGCGAGACUUUGCCUUAAAUCAAAAUGCUGCUAUGGUGCUGCGUUGUGACAAUCCAUACGGGGUGUCUGGUACUAUCUGAAUUGGUGACUCAUUUGGGUGUUUACAUAUUCUCGUUUAGCAUGAAACUGAGUAUCUUGUGAGUUAUCAUUCCAUUUGCUUGAGWGUCUGCAUCUAAGUCUGAUUAGUGUCUUCUUACUUGAGAACAUAAGGUAGUGUUUACACUCCUAAAAAGUAACRAAGACAACAUUCAGUGUCUAGUUUGCUUCUAGGACAUAUGCUACAUUUGAAAUAGGACUCACUUUUAGCUGAUUAGACUCUUGCACCUUUAAAGUAAACUUUGUCACCAUUAAUGUCCCACUUGAGCCUUCUCACCAGCACAAUUAUCCCUAUUUAUUAUCCCCACCAUGAGGAUUUCAUUGCUCGUUCUCCUGGAUCAAGAUAUGCCAGAAAUCUUGAAGGGGCCAAUGAUAGAUGGGAGGUAUCUUUCCUACUGUGAUCCCUAAGACUAAGUGGAGUAGAUGGCUUUUGCCACUGAGUAAAAACAAAACACACAAACUACUGUGUUUAACAAGGGAAAGACAUGGUUAUAGAGAUACUAAUAAAAAUGCAUUUCCAGCUAUUUAAGGCUGAAUAUUUUCAGCUAAUACUUCGCAUAUGAAACACAUUAAUGAAUGCAGUUGUACUGCUGGCACAUAGUUAUGGUAACCUCACCCCUGUGCACAUCCAGAAAUAAACAUCCAGUAACUUUUUCAUGCACUAACACUGAGAACUUUACCAAGCGUGCAAAAAGUAGGUAUCUUACCAUCCUACGAUGAGGAGCUUGCUUCUUUUUUCUUCUGUCUAGAGAUUGAGGGAAAUAGCUUAAUUGGUUCAUGCUAGUCUGUCAGCCCUUCUGCCCCAAGCUCUAUUUUGUCAGUUUUAGAACAGUGCUGUACUCUUGUCUGCUUUGAACUGAUGAACUGGCCUACCAGUUUGUAACUGUCCACUGAGAUGCUUGUGUUUCUUUGUUAUAACACUCAUGUAUUUUUGGCAGCAAAUGAAGUUCAAAAAGGUUAGAAAGAUUUCAUGGUUCAUGGAUGUGUUCUGGAACUCUGGCUCUGCUUGGCUCAAAGGCUUUGAAGCUCAUCUUUAUUUUAAGGGUUUCUUCUGUCCUGAUACCUCAUUGCUACUGACUUCAGAAGUCAUAUCAUGCUGGGUUUGAUGGCAUUGAUGUUUAAGUAAACAUCAGAAUUAGGUAUAUGCAGGAUUUGAUAUACUUUAAUCUGUAUUGAGAUUUCUUAGGCUGUCAUUUUUCUAAAGAGUAACAUACUUUUUAAGAGUUAAAUAAAAAAUAUAUUUGGGCAUCUUAUGUGUGUUGUUGGUGUGUACUUUUGAGAAUAUGAAUCCUCACAUAUGUUCCGCCCUAUACUCAAAUGCUUUCAUUGACAUUUGAAAACAAUUUUAUCUUGUCGUAUCUGCUAUGUUAAAGGCUUAUUUAAAAUUACCACAGUAAGGUUUGGCAUAAGAUAAAACUUGGUUUAUUUAGCUUAAAAUCCUAAAAUAAUUCAGAUUAAAGGGAUAUUAGUAUGCCUUUUAAACCAAUGUCUUUCUCCACGCAAGGUCAUAGCAUGGUGCUUAGGUGUUCAUGUGAUCUGGUCUUACCCUUCAGCAGUGGAGACUAUAUGGCCCUGGGAAAGUUGUUUCAUGCCUGACUGUCCUCAAGAGCUGAAAAUACCAUAAUCUUCCCAUGCAAUCACUUGAACAGCUCCAUAUAGACUGCAAGUUCCCUUUUGAUCAGAUGKUUAAUCUCCACUGUACUGUCUCUUUUUAAAUUUUAAUUAAAGCUGCACAAAUGUAAAUUCCUACUUUACCUCCAGAGGUAGUUUCCCCAGCUAUAGUUGAUUUUUUUGUUUGUUUUAGUGUUUAGAUUCAGCAGCAGACUGGAGACCAAACUCCAGCUUUGCAACUCUACCUGAAUGCAUGACUCUUACCUGGGUCCUGUCACUGACAGGUAAUCCUAUGCAGGUUAUUUUCAAGAAUGUCUAAAUUUUUGCUUAAAGAGUUACUGCUGUUAUAUUUAAGCCCUUUCCUUGUUCUAUACAUAGCUUCUAUAUCUCUGCAUGAAUGUACAGUGGCCAUGACACUCAAACUGUUGGACUGUACUGGUUUUGAUAAAGGUUAUCACUGCUGAGACCAGUAGUAUAAAAAGAAUGUUUUCUAUCUACAUGAUGCAGUCUUUCUUUUUUUUUUUUCUUUUUUUUUUUUUUUUUUUUUUUUUUUUUUUUUUUUUUUUUUUUUUUUUUUUUUUUUUUUUUUUUUUU
Malurus melanocephalus (red-backed fairy wren) is the source of this 3222-nucleotide messenger RNA. It is a transcript of the gene RAB32, whose product is annotated as RAB32, member RAS oncogene family. The record is from RefSeq and is a predicted model, not a curated record. NCBI's taxonomy places the organism in Eukaryota, Metazoa, Chordata, Aves, Passeriformes, Maluridae. Bases 229 to 885 code for a protein of 218 amino acids. Gene Ontology annotation, biological process: endosome to lysosome transport; phagosome-lysosome fusion. Gene Ontology annotation, cellular component: Golgi apparatus; lysosome; trans-Golgi network. The transcript is spliced from 3 exons. Gene Ontology annotation, molecular function: GTPase activity; GTP binding.